AUGAGCACCACCUGUGUAUUGAGUACGGGGAUCCCCAGAUCCAACCAAUGGGAGGCCACCCCUUCUACAAGAUGCUCCUGCCGUGUGAGCACCGGAUCAUGGAAACAGAGACUGAGUCCGGAUGCGCCUUUAUCAUCAACGGCGCCAGUACCGACGAAAUGUACGAGAAAAAGUCCUACAUAAAGCUGGAAAAUCUGAAUGUCACCAUCAUCAAGGACAACAAGCUGACCUAUCUUGCGAUAAAUGAAAUGGAACAGAGUUUAGUGACAAGAUCGACAUGAAAUACACUCGCAAUGAUGAAGGAUUUCUAGAAAUAGUCCUUCCGGAAUGUGACGAUGCCAGGAUUAAUUUCCGGGCGCAAGAUGGCGCUGUUGUUGUGGAGCUUCCAAAACACACCUUUCUCCCCAUUGGGGCAUGCAUGCCAGCCGAUGCCCCAGAAGCCCCUAACUCCAAAUUCACGGUAAAAAAUCCACGGGGGAAGGACCUCGUGGAAAUGUUUCUCCACAGCGUCCACGAAGUACACUCUUUCUACCCACCAUGCAAGGACGUCAGCGCUUCCGCAAGUUUCUGUAAAGAGGAACACUUGCACGACAUGGGAAUUGUCUGCGGACAAUUUACCUUCGGAGACAGUGGAUCAUGCCUGUCCAGAGAAAUGAACCGCGAACAGUUUCUGACGAUCAUUAAAAGAUGUAUAGACGACAUAUGCCUGAAUGACGUCCACCCCUGCGACGCCAUCGACAAGUACUUGACUGCCACCAAUCCCCGUUAUGACGUAGCCUACGUCUUGGAAGACUACGGCUGCAAGAAGUGAGUCCUCGGAAAUGUGUUCGACCCUCUGUCUUGUUGUAUAUUCACUUCAGCGACUAUAAAAAUCGUAUGUCUA
Messenger RNA from Haliotis rubra (blacklip abalone), 883 nucleotides. RefSeq lists its product as uncharacterized. The transcript has 3 exons. NCBI's taxonomy places the organism in Eukaryota, Metazoa, Mollusca, Gastropoda, Lepetellida, Haliotidae. The record is from RefSeq and is a predicted model, not a curated record. The coding region runs from base 278 to 811 and encodes 177 amino acids.